AUGGUUAAAAUGCUGCUGUCAGGGAUGCGGAUAGGGAACAUCACAUCUUCCACCUUGACCCUCAACACCGGAGCCCCUCAGGGUUGUGUGCUCAGCCCUCUCCUCUACUCCCUGUUCACGCACGACUGCGUGAGAGGGGUCCUGCGCUUUGCCUCCUACUAUAGUGACCACAUGGUGCUGCAGAAGUCUCCAGAGAGAGCUGUAGUGUGGGGCUAUGGACCCGAGGGUGCACAGGUGAAAUUGAACGUGUCAGGACAAAACCAACAGAACAUCUCACAGGCUACAGUGACAAACGGUAUCUGGCGAGUCACCCUAGACCCUGUUGAAGCUGGUGGUCCCUACAAUGUGACAGACAUGAAGAACAGCACAGCUGUUCUGACAGAUGUGCUGUUUGGAGAUGUUUGGCUCUGUGGAGGGCAGAGCAACAUGUUGUUGAAAUUAUCUCAGACUUUCAAUGCAUCAGAGGAGCUGAAGCACGCAGCACAUUAUCCUCAUGUGAGGACUUUUAAGGCAUCCCUGGUCCAGAGUGGAACUGCAACUGAUGUGAUUCAAGUGGAAAUUCCCUGGUCUGUGCCGCCAGCAUAUCUGGCAGGUUUCUCUGCAGUGUGCUGGCUCUUUGGCCGUGAUUUGUAUGACAAGCUGCAAUACCCCAUAGGACUGGUGGAGUCCUGUUGGGGUGGCACACCUAUCGAAGCAUGGUCCUCUCCAAGAGCACUACAGCAGUGCGGACUACUACAGCAGCCUGAUGGCGGUCCCAAAGUGAAUUCAGUCUUGUGGAAUGCAAUGAUCCACCCGCUGCUCAAUAUGACUGUCAAAGGAGCCAUAUGGUACCAAGGUGAGGAUAACACAAUGUAUCAUCAAGAGAAGUACAACUGCUCCUUCCCUGCUAUGAUUGAUGACUGGAGGAUGGCGUUUCACCAGGGCUCAAGCGGGCAGACGGCUUUCGAUUUUCCCUUUGGAUUUGUCCAGUGGCGAAUGGUCCAUCCCAGAGAUAAGCAGGACGUAGCCUUCAGACUGUCUUUGGGAGCAAGGGCAGUGGCGUAUGGUGAGCAGGACGUGGCCUUCCGUGGACCUUUCCCCAGCAAAAUCCUGUCCACUUCAAAGUAUCUCGAGGUAACCUACGACCAGAAAGUCUCUGUCGCUCCAUCUGAAAACAUCUUUGAGGUCUGCUGCUCAGAGAGUCAGACUCCAUGUGGUCCUAAGUCUCGUUGGGUUCCAGCUCCCAUCAUGCAGUGGGAUCCGACCACUGUCCAGGUAUCGACCAGUUUGUGUUCGCCCACUGAAGAAGUAGCUGCUCUGCGGUAUGCAUGGAGAGACUGGCCCUGUGACUUUAAGGCCUGUCCAAUCUACAGCGCCAGUAAGAUUUUACCGGCUCCUCCUUUUAUUGCUGACCGCCCUCCAGCCAGAGGAAUCAAUGAACUGUAAGAAGACCAAAUGAUGAAAAGUGAGCAUUUGUUUAAGUCAACAUACGGUGAUCAUUUAAUUAAGUGCAAGAAGAAUAAUGCUGCUAUGUUAUGUCUUAGUUUGAAAGCUUGGCAGUUCUACCUGUCAGCAUGGUGGAAUCCACUUAAUACGUUUUAUUUUAUUUUAAAAUAGAGAUAAUAGAGAUAAUUCUGAAAUGAAAAUACUGAAGAUCAGUCAAUUUGUAGCAGUUCUUUUGUAUGAUUGUGGAUAUUUCUGUAUCCUGUUACAACAACAAAUUGCUGGAGCGUAUGUAGAAAGCAUGACAAAUAUUUAAUUUGAACAAAACUCUAUAAAAAAAAGGUGUAUUACUUAAUGUUUGUACCAAUACAUGUCAAAUAAUAACCAGAAUUGUGUGUGUGUUGCAUUCUAUGCCAAUUUCUUUACCUUAAAGUAAAACAGAAACAGUCGAGAAAAAAUGUACUGUUGAUGAACUGGAAACAAAAUGUUAAAUGCAACUUUAUUUAGGGCACCAACAGUUCUAUAAUAAUGCAUGGCUGUGCAAUGUAUCAACACUUGUAUAUUUGAAAGCAUUAUUUACAUAAACAUAAACAAAAAUGUAAACUAUGUUUCUAUAAGUUUGCUGCUGACAAUGUUACUCCAUUCUUGUAGAUGUUUUCCUUGUAAGGAUGUUUGAAAUAUUGUUGUAUCAAUGUUUACACGUCACCAAGAAAUAUUUGUCAUGUUCUGCAUUUGGGGGGAAAUGUUGUUGGAAUAUAUGUUAACUCCAUAAUAAUCACUGUAACUAAAUGACCCAUGUGUAAAAUUGUCAUUGUUUGGGAGAUGCUUCAUAUUCUUCACGAUUCACAUGUGUUUACAAUGUUGUGGUGGUAGGCUAUGCUUUAUAAAGAUAAGAAAAUA
Eleginops maclovinus (Patagonian blennie) is the source of this 2322-nucleotide messenger RNA. Its product is annotated as sialate O-acetylesterase-like. Gene Ontology annotation, biological process: carbohydrate metabolic process. The record is from RefSeq and is a predicted model, not a curated record. Lineage: Eukaryota; Metazoa; Chordata; Actinopteri; Perciformes; Eleginopidae. Gene Ontology annotation, molecular function: sialate O-acetylesterase activity.